AUGGCUCAGUGGACAGCUGAUCGCUGGAAUGAGUACGGUUUCACGGCAGGGUUGGUGUCAUACUUGGACGUCUACCUGAAUUACCCAGUGUCACAUUCAUUGACCGUAUCAUUCGCCAACGGGUCAACUUUCGAACCGCUGCCUGAGGAGGAAGUAUUGACAGAGGACGAGACCACUUCUUAUCCGAACAGAGUGCCUACUUUCCGUGGCUACUUUUUCACUGGCGAUGCUGAAGCGGAGUACGUCUACGUCGGACGCGGGCAGAAAGUCGACUUCGAACGUCUGAAGACCUUGGGCGUGCAACUGAAAGGCAAAAUUGCACUAGCGCGCUAUGGCGGUCCAUUCCGCGGACUCAAAGUCAAGAAUGCCCAAGAGUAUGGUAUGGUGGGUUGUAUCAUCUUUACAGACACCGCUGACGAUGGAAACAUCACGGAGGCGAAUGGUUAUGCAGCCUAUCCAGAUGGACCAGCACGAAAUCCUACCUCAGUGCAGCGCAGAAGCGUCGAGUUUCUCUCCACUUAUCUUGGUGAUCCCGAAACCCCAGGCUACCCAUCCAAGCUCGACUCUCCGCGGUCAGACAGAUCUGUAGUGACACCUCAGAUACCGUCUCUGCCAAUUUCGUGGAAAGAUGCGCAACCCCUUAUUCAAGCUCUUGAUGGGUACGGGCCAGACGGCAAGACAAUAAACCGCACCAAUUGGAUCGGGAAGCUCAAUGCGACUUAUUCGAGCGGACCUGCUCCAGGAACUACUAUCUCUAUGUCUAACGUCAUGCGAGAUGAGAUCACUUGGAUCUGGGACAGUAUUGGUAUCAUCAAUGGCACUAAUGAAGACGAAGUCAUUAUCCUCGGCAAUCACCGCGACGCCUGGAUCGUUGGUGGUGCAUCUGAUCCCAACUCCGGCUCUGCUGUAUUGAUAGAGAUGGCUAAAGCAUUUGGGGCACUGCUGAAGACUGGCUGGAAACCCAAGCGUACAAUUGUCUUUGCUUCCUGGGACGCAGAGGAGUACGGAUUGCUUGGCUCCACCGAAUGGGUGGAAGAGUACAUCCCCUGGCUGAAGGAGUCGGCGGUGGCUUAUCUCAAUCUUGACGGUGCCGCUUCCGGUCUAAAUCCAGAUCUGUCUGCUUCGCCCGAACUCCACAAGAUUGCGACAGAAACCAUGAAGAAGUACGAUGUGUGGUAUGGCUUGAGCAAGGGCAAAGUCGGCGUGCUUGGACCGGGCAGCGACUAUACUGCCUUUGUGCACAAUGGCAUUGCUUCUUUGGAUACGGGCUGCGGUAGGGGAGCCAGCGAUCCCGUUUAUCAUUACCACUCAAAUUACGACAGCUUCCACUGGAUGACCACUUAUGGUGAUCCUGACUUCCUUGCGCAUAAGGCUGUCGGGCAAGACUUGUCCUUGCUGGUGUAUCAUCUCGCGAACGACGACAUCAUCCCUUUCGACGUUGAGAACUACGGCGUGCAGAUGAGCCGAUAUUUGAUCGAACUCAUCGAGUUCGUUGAGUCGGAGAAUGCCACAACCAUGGUUGACCUCUCUCCGCUUGAGAUCGCCAUCUCAACUUUCAACAUUUCAGCUGAGGCUAUGACUUCUUUCAUCCAGGCUGCGUCGACGAAGGCUGAUAUCAAACUGGCCAACACAAACUAA
Molecule: messenger RNA, 1638 nt
Organism: Cladophialophora psammophila CBS 110553
Lineage: Eukaryota; Fungi; Ascomycota; Eurotiomycetes; Chaetothyriales; Herpotrichiellaceae
Exons: 4
Coding region: 1-1638 (545 amino acids)
Molecular function (GO): carboxypeptidase activity
Source: RefSeq, a predicted model, not a curated record